Olea europaea var. sylvestris is the source of this 1062-nucleotide messenger RNA. RefSeq names its product PRA1 family protein B4-like. The transcript has a single exon. The coding region runs from base 118 to 765 and encodes 215 amino acids. NCBI's taxonomy places the organism in Eukaryota, Viridiplantae, Streptophyta, Magnoliopsida, Lamiales, Oleaceae. The record is from RefSeq and is a predicted model, not a curated record. Gene Ontology annotation, cellular component: Golgi apparatus; endoplasmic reticulum. Gene Ontology annotation, biological process: vesicle-mediated transport.
UCCAAUUUCUUUCUCAUUUCGCUACCCCCAAACCGUAUCAAUUAAGCAAAAACGCUCCCUAUAUAUAGAUUUGUACGUUUCUGACCUAGAGAUCUCUGAAACAAACCACCGAAAAAAAUGGCUAAUUCCUCUCCAGCAAUUCUCCCAAUUUCCAAUCCCCAAACCACAACCGACGUUACAACCACCACCACUCAACAAUCCGCCGUCCGUUCGCUGUUUUCGCAAAUCUCGGGCACCGUUCGCUCGGGUCUCUCCAAUAGCCGCCCUUGGCCGGAGCUCGUAGACCGAUCUGCUUUCUCGAAGCCUGAGUCGAUCUCCGAAGCCACCCUUCGGAUCCGCAAGAACUACGCGUAUUUCCGGAUUAAUUACAUCUCGAUCAUCACUGUUGUGCUCGCGAUCUCGUUGUUAACUAAUCCUCUUUCCCUCUUCCUCCUCGCUGGCCUUCUCGCCGCCUGGUUUUUCCUCUACAUUUUCCGAUCUGCCUCUGAUCCGCCGCUCAUAAUCUUGGGACGCCAAUUUUCCGACCGUGAGACUCUUGUCGGCUUGAUCGCCUCCACCGUUGUCGUGAUCUUUCUUACAAGCGUGGGUUCCGUUCUUGUUUCUGCUCUCAUGGUUGGUGUCGCCAUUGUUUGCUUGCACGGUGCCUUUAGGGCUCCUGAGGAUCUUUUCCUUGACGAGCAGGAGCCGCAGGCCGGUGUUCCUGGCUUCCUUUCUUACUUCACCGGUGCUGCCCCUGCCGCACCACCUGUGCCUGCCAGGAUCUGAGGAUGGAUCAAAUGAAACAAUGGCGGUAAUGAUAUUAAUUCAUAAUUUUCUUUAGGUAAAAGAAGAAAUAAUAAUUGGAAAGGAAGGAUCAGAAUGAAGGUUUAUUCCAAUAUCUGCUACUAUUGUUACUGGAUCUGUAAAAUUCGUAUUUUUUUUUUAAAUUUUAUUUUUAAAUUGUGCUUUUCGUAGGUGGAAAAGCAUUGAACAUCCUUUUUUUUUUCCCUGCAAGAAACCCCUGGAUACAGUGUGUAUGUUCAAUUGAAUUAAUUUUGAUAUGAAGUUCUGAUUUUGUCAUCA